AGCUUGAAUUUCCUCGAACCCUUGCUCAAGACAAAACGACCCGACAAUGACGAAAGGAACGUCGUCCUUUGGUAAGCGCCACACCAAGUCGCACACCCUGUGUCGUCGCUGCGGAAACCGCGCCUUCCACCGCCAGCACAAAACCUGUGCGCAAUGUGGCUACCCGUCCGCCAAAAUGCGCUCGUACGAGUGGGGCCAGAAGGCUAAGCGCAGAAAGACUACUGGAUCUGGACGCAUGCGCUACUUGAAGGAGGUCUCUCGCAGGUUCAAGAAUGGAUUCAGGGAGAACACGACGGCGGUCAAGCGUACCAAAAAGGCGGCGGAGUAGACGGACGGGUGUCGACUAAUCCUUUUCUGUUCAUUCUCCAUGUACGCUAUGCUGCACCCAUCGACUAUGCAUAUGAAUCACGCAUACGUGCCACGGGAUUCCGUCUUGCUGGUCGUCACCAUGUCUUGAAUUGAUGCCUGAACUUUGGGUCGUAUAACACCAUCGUGUAUUCUCCCUCAUCCAACUACAGUCACA
This is a messenger RNA of Mycena citricolor, 523 nucleotides long. The record is from the annotation of a GenBank genome assembly. NCBI's taxonomy places the organism in Eukaryota, Fungi, Basidiomycota, Agaricomycetes, Agaricales, Mycenaceae.